AUGGACAACCACCUCACCUACGCCUGCAACAACUGCCUCACCGAGCGCGCCGUCGUCUUCUGCCCAUCCGACGGCGCCAGGCUGUGCCUCGAGUGCGACGGCGCAGUGCACGGCGCCAGCGCGCUGGCCGGCCUCCACGCGCGCGCGCCGCUCUGCGACGCGUGCGGCGCCGCGCCCUCCUCGAUCCGCUGCGGCCAGGCCACGCUUUGCGCGGAAUGCGCGGAUCGCCGAGGGCCGCCAGAGGGAACGUACGCCAGGUCGGCCAUCGAGGAGUACACGGGGUGCCCCACGCCGGCGGAGAUCCUCCGCAUCCUCUCCGUCGAGGCGCCGUCGUCGCAGGAGGACUUCGACCAGUGGCUCGCCGACAAGCUGCCCCAGAUCCUGGAAGAGGUUCAAUUAACCACUUUGCUUUGUUUAAUUUCUUGGCAGCAGCAGCAGCCACCGUCGAUCUGCCACUUUUUCUCAUCAUCAUAUUCAUCUUAUAAUACAACAUCAUCAUCAUGCCAGCCAGUAAUGACAUCGGCUACUCUUCUGCAAUCUAUGGGCAACGAUCAUCAUCAGUCCCUGCUUCUCGACGGCUUCCCUAAUUUCUGUCCUAACUUGCCCUUAAUUGCGCCACCACCACCGACGGAGAACGGUGAUUUGCAUGACGGCAGCCAGCCACAGCAGAUGUUAGUUGCGGAUGAGAAGGCAGCAGCUCAUCAACAAGAUCCAAACAGCAUAUCCAAGAAGCGAGAGGAAAGGGACAGAGCCAAGCUCAGGUACAACGAAAAGAAGAAAAACAGAAAGUAA
Molecule: messenger RNA, 792 nt
Organism: Lolium rigidum
Lineage: Eukaryota; Viridiplantae; Streptophyta; Magnoliopsida; Poales; Poaceae
Exons: 2
Coding region: 1-792 (263 amino acids)
Molecular function (GO): zinc ion binding
Source: RefSeq, a predicted model, not a curated record